Messenger RNA from Amoebophrya sp. A120, 5236 nucleotides. The record is from the annotation of a GenBank genome assembly. NCBI's taxonomy places the organism in Eukaryota, Dinophyceae, Syndiniales, Amoebophryaceae.
GAAAGAAACACCACCGUUUUUCAAUUUGGGGUUGAUUCACUUUUGUGCUGUAUAUAUUGUUUUACUAUCGAAACACGCCAUUGUCGAAGCGAAAACAAGUUCAUGAGUUUGACGAAAACGAAAAUAUCGAGUAGCGCCUCGUUUGUGCGUCUUGCAUUUGCUACCGUCCGGCGCCGCAAGUCGUAGCCAGCAGGGUGCGGGAGCCGCGGUAGUUCGUCUGAAAACAAUCCGUCGGGCCGACUAUGGCCGGGGCGCUGCCGACCACCGGCAACCUGCCGCGAGUGCGGAAGCGUUACGGCUGAGAGCGCGGGGACUCCAGGUCGGGCAGGGGACGACGUGCGCGGAGUACUUCUCGUCUCUGCUGCGUCAACAUGGGGCUCUUUCGAUCAGAGACCAUGUGCAGUGGCACCCUGGUGCUACCUAUGGUUUGCAAAAAUGUCUGGGUCUGGGAGAGUGGAAUUUGUGAUGCGUGUCUUGCAGUCCUGGAAAAUCUGUGUUCCAUGAGCAGCGAAAGAGGAGCGUCCUUUGUCAUGCAAAAACGCAAUUUGUGAUGCGUGCCAGGCUUCAGCAGGCGUCUCAAAAACUUGUCAUGCUUGGCUGCCAUUGCGAGCGCUUCAAUCGUGCUCAGUUCAGCAUCACAGGUUUCCAGACCCAGGCAUAUUUGCAUUUGAUACUGCCCGUCGAGAAGGCUCGCCACUUCGUGGACGUGCUGGGUUCGAACGCGAACUUGCAGUUUCAGGACCUUCACGCGGCCACCGUCGCCCCGCAGAGACCGUACUAUUUGUUUUCGUUCCAAGCUGCAUUGGUCUGCCGUCAGUUUUUGAUAAUUAUAAUUUCGUCAUUUUUGGCAUGAAGAAACAAAGCGUGGUGCGUUCACUUACAGAUGAGAAUGACGCCAUCGAAGCGAUGAAUAAUAAAUACCAGGUAUAAGAAGUUUAUCCAGCGCAUUGAGGAAGUGGAGCGGGAGGUGCGCUUUCUCUUGGAGAAGUGCCGCCGGGCCGAAUUGACGAUGUUCCAGAACGAUGUGGAAGGCUUUUAUCCAGGCUGGGCUUUAGUUGAGUCGGCUGCAGAUUUGAGUUUCCAUUUCUCAGUAGAUAGAGAUGAUUUCUGAAGAAAUGUGACAAAAAUUCGGCACCACAUCCGUGGGACGUCGCAAGAAGAAUCUAGCUACUCUUCGAUUUUAUUCCCCGACGAUGCCCAAGCCCAUGUGAGGCCGACCUAUGGUUUAUUGGCCUUGCAACUACAGCAUGCAUUAAUUCUUAAUCACAUGCUGCAAGGAGCACAAAUGAGGUGCAGUUUGGCUCAAUCGAAGACGCGAAUUCCAUACUCGCCUCGCUGCGCAAGGUAGCUCGCCGCUAAAGCUGGAUCAGGUCGAAGCGGAGGUGCGCCAAACUUUCCGAAACAUUGCGGCCCUGGACGAAAACCAGAAACAGUUGUUGGCUGCGCGCAACGCGAGCAUCGAGGAGCGGUACGUGGUGGAGUCCGCGUCGAUGGCUUUGUUCCAGGGCGGCGGCGGCCUCGCCGGCCCGGGCGUCGGCCCCGGGGCAGCCUCCGGCUCCGCGUUGCUCUCGGACGUCGUGAUCGGUAGCCCGCUGGUGAGCGAGGCCCACCACCCCGACACGACCUUCGCGGAGGCGCAGAAGUUGGUGAACCGGCCGGACGAGCACCUGCUGGGCGGGGGAUCCUUCGGGUCAACCGGCGGGGCCGCCACCAGUAUGAUGUUCAACAACGCCGCCGGGGUGGUGAACCAACUCGACCAGGAGCGGUUUGCGAAGUUCGUGUUCCGGUCCACGCGCGGCAACGCCUUCACGCACUUCCGGCAGAUCACAGAGCCCCUGACGGAUCCGAAGACCGGGGAGGACUGCCAGAAGAGCGUGUUCGUGAUCUACUACCAGGGGAACUCCAGCUCCGCCAUGCACGCCCGGAUUUUGAGGGCGUGCAACCAGUUUGGCGCCAACACCUACCCCUGGGUCACCACGGCGCAGCAAGCCCGCGAAAAGCUGCGCAGUGUGACCGUCGAGGCCUCGGAGAAGGAGCGCGCACUCAUGGCCAGCGAGCGCCUACUCCGCGACGAGCUGCUGCACAUUCUGGAGCGCCAGUCCGGCAGCUACAACAGCCUGCUGGAGGACUGGCGCCUGUUCCUGUUGAAGGAGAAAGGUACUUAAAAAUGAUACUGCUUGGACGAGGAGCUUUCUCAUUUUGUCGUUAUCAGUGUAGUACUCAUUACUCACGCGUGGUUGAAGGCGCGUUGUGGAGCACCGAUGGUAGUAGGUAGUACGACCUAUUGUUUCGAUUCAAUCUAUGCAGGCAUCUACGCGGUACUGGAUAUGUGCGAGGGGGAAGGGACGACGUUGCGGGCACAGGUGUGGUAUCCCGCCUACGAAGAAGAUUACGUUCGCCGCGUUUUGAUAGCCGAAUCGCGGACCACGCACUGCUCUGCAAUGCUCAUCACCGACCGUAUUGGGAAAUUCAUAAAGUGUUGCAGGCAGAAAGGGAAGAGUUUUGUUGUUAUACAGCAAAGUUGAAAAUAAGAAGACGCUAGAUAGCGGGAAGACGUUCGUUCUUUAGGCGAUGAUGUUUUACCCGCUUACCGCACGAGGCAGCGGCACUUCACUACAACGCAGCUGCGUUCAUGCAACUUUCUAGGUUCCAGUUUCUCGGUGGGCGGACAUCAUGGGGGCGAGCAAAAAUCCGGGCCGCCGACAUACUUUAAGACGAAUGCAUUUCUGUCCCCGUUUCAAACUAUGGUGAACACCUACGGUGUGCCCAGAUAUCAGGAAAUGACGCCAGUCUUGUUUUCCGCGGUGACCUUCCCGUUUCUCUUCGGCGUUAUGUUUGGGGACAUCGGGCACGGGCUCUAUCAAAUGCAAAAAUGUCUGGGUCUGGAAACUUGUGAUGCUAAAAGUGAAUGGUAGACGGACUGCAAUACGCAGCUACGCAUGACAAAUUUUUUGGCUCCCAUGUCUUAGGUAUUCCGCAUGGCAAACUGCGCUUUUGCGUGACAGGUAAGAGGGCCUUUUCGUGCCUAUGCAACACAGAUUCUCAGGUCAUGCCAGACAAGCAUGACAAACUUGCAUUCUUCCAGACCCAGACAUUUUUACAGUUGAUAGGCUCAUGCUCUUCGCAAUAGGGAUCGGAAUCACGCAGCACGAGCACUUGAUUAAGUUCCAGUACCCAGCGAUCUGGGACUUCCGCUACAUGGUAAGAAGAAGUACGUAUGUUCUUUGUUUCUCAUCACAAAUGAGGUCCAUUGGCAUCCACUGCAUCUGCAGCAUCGUGAUUGUGAAUGCUGGAGGCCCUUUGUUUUUUUUUCGUGCAUAUUGUGAUGAAAUUCAAAAAAUACACAGCUCGUCAUGAUGGGUUUUUUUGCAGUGUACGCGGGGUUGCUUUACAACGACUUUUUCUCACUCGGUGUGAAUUUGCUAGGGUCGAGAUGGAGAAAUCCCGGGCACGAAAGUGAUCGAACACAGUACUAUUUCAGUCAAGACAUCAGUUUGAUCAUUUGUGAUACUGUUUUUUGCGAAACCUCCCACACCGCAUCUGGGAACAGGGGUCGAAACAUUUUUCAGCACCAAUCCAGGUAUUGGGUUCCGAACUUUGAUCCUAAGAACCGAGGGCAGACCAUGGUCGAGGGCGAGCAGGGUCGGCAGUACGUAGCAGACCACCAGGGCCCCUACCCCUUUGGCGUGGACCCCGCUUGGAAGGGGGCGCAGAACGAGCUGAAUUUCAUGAAUAGCAUGAAAAUGAAGAUCUCCGUGCUACUCGGGGUGGCGCACAUGAUUCUCGGCUUGUUUCUCCGCUUGUCGAACGUGAUUUUUGAGCGCAACCGGAUCGACUUCUGCUUCGAGUUUGUGCCCAUGAUGAUGUUCAUGGUGGCCUUUUUUGGCUACAUGGACUACAUGAUUCUCUACAAGUGGGUGACGCCCAUGCGCGACCCGCCCAGCAUCAUCAACACGCUGAUCUGCAUGGUGAUGCAGACGGAGAACAAGCUGCCACUGUACGAACACGCGAAGGAGACCCAGUGGUUCCUCUUCCAGUGCAUGCUCGUCUCCGUGCCGCUUUUGCUGAUACCCAAACCGCUGAUCCUGUGGGCGCUCGCCAAGCACCGCACGAACCAGCACCGGGCCGGCCAAAGCUUCAUGCCACUCUCGGAAUCCUCCGCCGUCGCCUACGAGCCGGAGAAGGAGCCCAAAUUCGACUUCGGCGAAACCUGCAUCCACCAAAUCAUCGAAACGAUCGAAUUCGUGCUCGGUACUUCGCGUUUUUUUUUGUCCUUGUUGCCGAAGAAACAUUUCUUGACGCAUUCAAAUCAUAUUCCUUCAUCGCCGCUUGUGUUGUUGCAUGGAAAUCAAUGAUUUCAUAUAUGUUCCUGCAUUUCAAUCCUCCGAACGGAACACUCCACCACGACAGGGAGCGUGUCGCACACGGCGUCCUACCUCCGUCUCUGGGCGUUGUCGCUGGCGCACCAACAGCUGAGCGUGGUCUUCUUCAAGAUGUUGUUCGCAAGCAGCCUCGCGGCGGACAAUUUUAUCUUGAUAAAAGCGGUGAAGAUUUACGUGAGCUUUUUCAGCUUCAUGCUGGUCACGGUAGCCAUUUUCCUUGGCAUGGACGUGAUGGAGUGUUUCAUGCACACGCUGCGUCUCCACUGGGUCGAGUUCCAGUCCAAAUUCUACCGCGCCGACGGGCACGAAUUCCUGCCGUUCCGGCACGAGAAAUUGCUGAGCGCGGAUCGCGGAACGUAACUGGGAUGAAAGGACAGGUAGUUCUCUGGGAACUUUUGGUUGGGGCAGCAGCUGCUGUAAAGUUUACUUGUACAUCAGAACUUAGUGAGUUGGAAGUUAAAAAUUUUAUUGCGUCUGACGCAAGAACGCGAGAUACUUUAUUAAAAACCCGAAAUUUCAAACAGUACAAACACCACUUAUUUGAGUACUUACUUUGCUGAUUACUUUGCUAAAAGAAGGAGCGCCCCGUCGGCAUAUGUUCAGAAAGCCGGACAUGACGUAGAGUUUUUCAUUCGCGAACAAGCUUGGCGGGGGAUUUUCGCACGGAGGUUGGUUGUACAUGUACUGGAGCAACUGUAUGUAAAAUUUUUUGAAAUCAUGAAUCAAUCUGGGCCACGAAAACUCAUGUGAGAUCUCUUGUUGGGCUUGUUCAGAGUGUUUCUGAGGGUGUUUUGUACUUAGUUGUGAGCUAAGUGUUAGCGACUGGUUUUGUACGGGGACGCACUUCAGAGGCC